AAUGCUUUCUGUUAUAUAAUGGUAUUCACGAGUGAGCAUUCUGGGAGUAAAAGCAGUUCAAGCUGUAAAGCUAAAGAAGAGCAUCUCAAGAGAAAUUUAACCGAUGUCGACUAAGAAUUAUCAUUUGGCUGAGGUUUACAGAUCUCAAAAUGGCUUGGAACCAAAACAAGUCAUUACUUCGACUACACAUCAAGAAAACUCGAUCGAUUCGAACGAUUCUUUUAGUGUCCUUGGCUUAAAAAGCAGCCUCAAAGAUGAGGAUUUUAGUCAUACUUCUAGUGGCAUAGAACAUCACUUAAAAAAAAGUGACUGGAUACUGGUAUUUCUAGAGAACAAUUAUGACGCCAUCGACGAUGACUCUCUCAGAUACAGCCUCAGCGAAGAACUUUUGGAUAAGAUUGGAUUCGAAAGGGAUAGCAAUGCGGUGAAGACCAUGUUGUCACGAUCGAAACUGCUUCGAAAUGACGUUGAUCCCAUAGAUAUUGUAAAGCGUUAUGUUGUGGAUGAAUUCAAGUACAAUCCCGUUUUGGCAAACGGUUGUGACUUGGCGAAAGAAGAAGUUCGAGUUCAGGAACAGAAACCUGAACUAAAAAUUGUUCACGUUGAUACAACAGAUGCGGUGAUGGAUAAAAGAGAAACUUACUCGGUCGACGACGACAUAUGUGAUGACGACGUGGUGCUCUUUCAUGGCACAGACAUCAAGAGCGCCUUUGAUAUUUCAUUUGGAGGUAUUGAUGUGUGUACGGGUUCUCAAAAGCGAGACUUUAGCGAUGGAAGUGGCUUCUAUUUGACCGACAAAUUCGAAAACGCCAAGAAUUGGGCACUUAGCAUAACGCAAAAGCCUGCUAUCUUGAUUUUUACGAUUCCUAAGCAUUUUCUCAAAAAAGCUAACAUUUUGAAUUUGUCGAGCGAGAUGCAAUGGAAAGAGAUUGUCGACGCAAAUCGCUCAGGAAUUUUAGAUAGGGAUAUGAGGAAGACUUUGAAAGAAUACGACGGAAUCGAAGGCCCAUGUACUGGUUUGAGUGAAACUGAUAACUUGGUGGACUCUCGACAACCUUUGCCCAAUACGUAUCAACUUUGUAUCACCAAUGAAGACUUCGCUGACAAGAUUAGCGGAUAUUUAAGUAAAAUUGUUGUUUACGACCGUAUCUAAACAUUGAAAAAGGUCUGACAACAUUUACACUGAAACGCACAGUAUUCUUAGUGACAUUCUUGACAUACAGUGGUUUUUAAUAUCUAAGAUUUGUUAUGAUUAAGUUGCCCACCACUAUUGUAUCUCGUGCUUGUUUUUCUGAGGUUUGACAAACUCUGAAGGACACAGGAAAUAUGAAACAUUCUGAUAAACUUAUAGUAUUCCUCAAAUCGGAUGGACAUUUCUAGUUAGUACAUGAAUAAUAAACGAUUACGGGCGCUUUCCUGAGUUUCGGACUGACUGGCCAUUCCGAAAGAGAAUGCCAUUACUAAUCAUUCCUGUUCCGGCAGAAGAGUCAAUUUCUAAAUUUUAUCCAAUUGUAUAAUGGACACCUGGAAAAUCACUGAAAAAUCUGGAUAAAACGCAUCAUGAUUUACUUCUAAAUGCGCCGGUAUGGAUGGCCAGUUCUGACUAAAUGGAAAGCGCUCUAAUUAUCCCAAUAUAUAGGUUAUAUAAGUCAUAGUAAAAAUAGAUUUCAUGCUCUUAGAGCAUUUAACUCGGGUACUUUCAACAAUGUGUUAGUGUUCAGUUUCUGUACCACAAUGAACAUUGAACAGUAGAACCGUGGUAGAAUUAGACAAAUUGUAUUGUAUUACAACUAGAGUAUAAUAUUUCUGAUUGAAUUUCUUAGAAGGCUGGCCAAUACAUUGUGUGCCGUAUUGGCUUGAACAGUUGAUUUGUGAAUGCUGUUGAGAUUGAUUGUUGUCAAUUUUCAGGACUCGAGAACAAAAUCAAGAUGUAGAGUGUGGUUCGGUUCGGCACAGUUGUAAUUUAGGCUGUUAUGGAUUCCAGUCCUCCUCGGUCAAAUCAAUGGUAAGCAUUUAGAGUGA
This is a messenger RNA of Exaiptasia diaphana, 2022 nucleotides long. RefSeq lists its product as uncharacterized. The transcript has a single exon. Bases 104 to 1153 code for a protein of 349 amino acids. The record is from RefSeq and is a predicted model, not a curated record. Lineage: Eukaryota; Metazoa; Cnidaria; Anthozoa; Actiniaria; Aiptasiidae.